Messenger RNA from Labrus mixtus (cuckoo wrasse), 4326 nucleotides. RefSeq names its product potassium intermediate/small conductance calcium-activated channel, subfamily N, member 3 (gene kcnn3). The coding region runs from base 558 to 3068 and encodes 836 amino acids. NCBI's taxonomy places the organism in Eukaryota, Metazoa, Chordata, Actinopteri, Labriformes, Labridae. Gene Ontology annotation, cellular component: neuronal cell body; neuron projection; plasma membrane. Gene Ontology annotation, biological process: potassium ion transmembrane transport. Gene Ontology annotation, molecular function: calmodulin binding; small conductance calcium-activated potassium channel activity. The record is from RefSeq and is a predicted model, not a curated record. The transcript has 10 exons.
AGAUAGAUUCAGGGAGACAGUGAGCUGUAGGUUGAGAUGAAGUCGGUGGAUUCUCAUACUAUAUGACAGGCUUCACUGCUCAUUUGUGGAGUGGCACUGGACGCCUAGCUUUGUGUUUUUGUUUAUUUGCCUGUUUUGCCGGUGUUUAUGUUGGGAUCUUUUGACGUGCAGCCACAGGUUGACCGAUUUAAUCCAGUCAACAUGGAUUACACCUCUUCAUAUCGGGUCGAUUGACACUGAGCCGAUCGAAAUGGGCACCGUCGAGAGAUCAGUGAUGAGCGACAGGGAAACAAACUGAGCAUAUCAAGUGAGCGGACACGGAGGUAAACAUCUGUGGGGAAAGCGGCGCACAAUUUCGAGAGACAAGCGGAGACCUGUGGAGGGACCUGCAUGAAAGAAGGAGAAGCGAAAAGAUAAUGGGAUGGCCUUGACAACAUGAAAAAGAAGAAGUGUGGUGGUCUUUUUUUCAUCCAGCCAGUGAUUCAACACAACUAACCUGGGGGACAGGGACUGAACGAGAAGAGGUAGGAGAAAGGUGCCUGGCCACAGCCGUGACCAUGGAACCUCCCCCCUCUCUGAGCCUGGCUCUGCUAGGAGGGAGCGAGGACGAGGACCAGCGCUUCCUCCUACCCCUGGGCAGUAUAACCCAUCCCUCUACCACUGGCAACCAGCCAGGAUCAAACCACUCCAACCACAUGGGAGGAUCAAGCCUAGAUCGUCUAAAUGGCAGCACCCCGUCCCCGUCCCCUGCCACGCCCAGCUUACCUCCAGCAUCGCUACCCAAGUUGCCCCUGUCAUCCUCCACAACCCAGCCUCUGCCCCCAUCCAUCCCCAACGCCCUUCACCCCACGAGCACUCCCCUCUCCUCCUGCCUGGGCUCACAGCACAGCCUGAGCGGGGACAAUUCACCGGUCUACAACGCCCUCUUUUACUCCUCCCAUUCGCCCUCCAUGGAGCGGGAAAGGGACAGAGAGCGGGACAGGGACAGGGAGCGAGAGAGGGGGUGCAAACACAGACAGGCCAGCCCUCUGGUCCAUCGCAGGGACAGUAACCCCUUCACAGAAAUCGCCAUGAGCUCCUGUAAGUAUACAGGCGGGGUCAUGAAGCCCCUGAGCCGCCUCAGCGCCUCCCGCAGAAACCUCAUUGAAUCGGACAGCAGCAGCGAAACCAAAGAGGCUGGCGUUUCAUCUGUUGCCGGGGCAACUGCUACUGGUGGUCAUGAUCGACAGCGGGAAGCCCCUCCUACCUCCUUGUCGGCCUCCUCUACCAAUCAACCCCCAAUCCAGAGCCCUCCAGAGAUUGUGAUAUCAUCCAAAGAAGACUCGCCGUACCCCAGAGUAGGGUAUGACAUCACAGACUCCACCUCUGAUCAGAUGUCCAUCUACCACCAGAACCAUGCGCUAGUGGAGAGCAGGCGGGCGCAGACGGGGAGGGGCAGCAGGCAAGGAGGGGUCGGGGCAGUAGGGACCGGGGCCAGAGGCAGCACCUCCAAGGCCUCCAAACGUAAGAACCAAAACAUUGGCUAUAAACUGGGGCAUCGCAGGGCACUGUUCGAGAAGAGGAAGAGGCUGAGUGACUACGCCCUCAUCUUUGGGAUGUUUGGAAUCGUCGUCAUGGUGAUUGAGACUGAGCUGUCUUGGGGCGUGUACACAAAGAGCUCCAUGUAUUCUCUGGCCCUGAAGUGUCUGAUCAGCCUCUCCACUGUCAUUCUGUUGGGUCUCAUCAUAGCCUACCAUGCGCGGGAAGUUCAGCUGUUCGUCAUCGACAACGGAGCAGACGACUGGCGCAUCGCCAUGACCAUGGAGAGGGUUCUGCUCAUUGCUCUGGAGCUGCUGGUGUCUGCGGUGCAUCCAGUACCCGGGGACUUUAAGUUUCAGUGGCGGGCGCGGCUUGCCUUCUCGUAUGCACCGUCGCAGGCCGAGGCAGACCUGGACAUGGUGCUGAGCGUGCCAAUGUUCCUGCGCCUCUACCUCAUUGCUAGAGUCAUGCUUCUACACAGCAAGCUGUUCACUGACGCCUCCUCCAGGAGUAUAGGCGCCCUAAAUAAGGUACAUUUUAACACACGAUUUGUAAUGAAAACCCUCAUGACUAUCUGCCCCGGGACGGUGCUGCUGGUCUUCAGCAUCUCUCUGUGGAUAAUCGCUGCCUGGACCGUAAGAGUGUGCGAGAGGUACCACGACGCUCAGGAUGUGACCAGUAACUUCCUGGGAGCCAUGUGGCUUAUCUCCAUCACGUUCUUGUCCAUCGGCUAUGGAGACAUGGUCCCUCACACCUACUGUGGCAAAGGAGUCUGUCUGCUCACAGGAAUCAUGGGUGCUGGUUGUACAGCUCUGGUGGUUGCCGUGGUAGCCAGGAAGCUGGAGCUGACCAAGGCCGAGAAACACGUACACAACUUCAUGAUGGACACGCAGCUCACAAAGCGGAUAAAGAAUGCAGCGGCUAAUGUGCUAAGGGAAACCUGGCUCAUCUACAAGCACACCAAGCUGAUGAAGAAGAUCGACCACUCCAGGGUCCGCAAGCACCAGCGGAAGUUCCUCCAGGCGAUACAUCAAUUACGCAGUGUGAAAAUGGAGCAGAGAAAACUCAGUGACCAGGCCAACACACUAGUGGACCUCUCAAAGAUGCAGAGUGUCAUGUACGAGCUCAUGUCGGAGCUCAAUGACCGCAGCGAGGACUUGGAGCGCCAGAUGUUGUCCCUGGAGCAGCGAGUUGAACAGCUCACCGCCGGCUUCAACACCCUUCCCGCCCACCUCUCGGCCACCCUCAGCGCACAGCAUGCCGCCCUGGUCCACCUGCUCCGAGAGAGGGAUUCAAGGGACGGUAGAGGAGGUGGUGGUGGUGGUGGUGGUGUAGGAGGAGGAGGUGCUAUGGUUCCUCUGUCCCCUGCUGCUUCUUUAACAAGUCCUCCAGCUCCAGUUUCUCCCGUCCAAGUCACAUCUCCCGUAACUCCCUCAUCCCAGGUCACUACUUUGGCCUUGGAGUCCCCUCUGUCACCUCCCCCUGGGAGCCCAGAGGGGAGCCUUGAGGCGAGUCCCAACCUCAACACCACCUGCACUUCUAGCUGCUGAAGACAGCUCUGAGGACCAGGAGAGGAAGAAAACAAGGUCGGAGAGGAGGAGGCCAGGCUAGUCCUCUUUCUUCAGACUAAAGGAGUGGGAAAAAGGAGGGAGCAGUAGGAGGAGAGAAUCGAGAGGUGAUCCUCUAAAGCUGGAGUGACGAAAACAGGACUAUGAGGAGGACUAAUAGGAUUAAGAUGGAGGGCCUGUGUGAGUGAUGAGACGCGUUAGGGACUUUUGGGCGCUUUCCUUAAUGAGGGAAGAUGAUAAAAUGGAGACUCUUAAAGGUGUGAGGGAGAGGAAGGACGUCAAGAGGGUGAGAAAUGGAGGAAGAGAGGACAGGGAGGGGGGAGAACUAACUAGGAAUAAUUAUAUGAACUCAGAGCUCCAAUUACUGAAAAGGCCUUUUAUUCCCCCGCCCCCUCUUUCUCUCUCUCUCUCUCUAUCUCUCUCUCUAUCUUUCCUUCCCCCCUCUAAAUCUCUCUCUCCCUUCAUCAGGAAUUAAUGACCAUAACUUUUUAUCCUUAUGAUGUAUUUUCUAUCUGAAUGCUAAUUGUGUGUUAACGAGCAUCCCUUUAACAGAAGGUCCAAUCAAUACGACCAUUAUAUAUAUUUAAAAAAAAAAAAAACUAGUGGCAUGCAUCGCACACACACAUACACACACCCACACACUCACAACUUACAUUAUCCACGCAAUACAAGGGAACACAGCACAAACAUGAAUACACAAUCUAUCACAAUGCAGAAGAAUGAAUGCAGAAGCCCACAAGAUAAUACUUAAGCCUAUACUGCCAAGCACUCAAUGCACUGUCAAUCACCACACAGCACUGCCAAAUAGUGUGGACGCACUGUAAAAAAAAAGUUCAUCCAAACAACUAAUCCUUCGUAGCUGCGAGCUGCUGCAGUAGUUUAGACCUACAGUGCAUAGUUGUGACACUUUAACUACUCAGUCGGGAGAAUAGUGAAUGUCAGUGAGCUGCACAAAUUACAGAUCAAGUUGAAAUAAGUUGGUAUGACACUGAGGGACAUGAGUCACAGCAACGUCUGUUUGUGGUGAGGAGGAAAGUAGCAGAUGACAAAAUAAACAAACACAACUACAGCAGGGCUUUAUUCCUACAAUGGUUGAGGUAAAGAUACAGCUACACUGAUGCGUAAGUGUAGUAAUGAGUUUCCGUAAAAAAAAAAAAAGAUUUUCCUUGAUUUCUUUGAAAGUUUCUCAUGAAACCUCAAAUUUAACAUUUUAGUUUUAAGUGCAUUUAUACAGGGAUGG